CCUCGGAGAGUAAUUUUGUCGUGGAGCAGAACCUUGCAAGAACUCUUUAUCAUUUGCAGAAAGCAGAGGGAAGUUUUUAUAGGCAGAAGUCAAGAGUCCAAUGGCUUACAUUAGGUGACUCUAAUACGGGGUUUUUUCAUCUAGCUAUGAAGAUAAGGCAUGCUAAGAAGAUGAUUAAUCAGUUAACUCUGGAUUCUGGGGAGAUUAUAGAGAAACCUGAAGAAAUUGCCGAUGAAGCUGUCUCCUUUUAUAGAAAGUUGUAUGGGGUGGUUAAUGGUGAGAUUCAACCUGAUCCAGCUCUCUUGACUAUGUUAAUUGAAAAGAAUGUAUCUCUUGAUGAGGGGAAUGCUUUAUGUGCUCCAGUUACAGUGAAUGAGAUUAAAUCUGCGCUGUCCUCUAUGAAGCCAGACAAGGCUCCUGGCCCUGAUGGUUGGACCCUGGGUUUUAUCAGAAGACUUGGAGCGUGGUUGGUGAAGACUUCACUGCAGGAGUUCUGGAAUUCUUUGAUCAAGGGACUUUCCCAAGAGGUUUGAACUCUGCUUCUCUCACUUUAGUCCCUAAGGUUCAGAAUGCGUGUAAGAUGACUGAAUAUAGGCCAAUUGCGUGU
This is a messenger RNA of Linum trigynum, 607 nucleotides long. Lineage: Eukaryota; Viridiplantae; Streptophyta; Magnoliopsida; Malpighiales; Linaceae. The record is from the annotation of a GenBank genome assembly.